AUGGAGCACCCGGGUGGAUUCGCCUCCUCGCCCUGGGCUGCCAUGCUGGGCCAUGGUAUGCAUGGAAUGAUGCAGCAUGACUACACGCAUGCGCAUGCCCAUGCGUCCAUGCCGAUGGACUUGCAUGUGCCUCAGGCGUUUCCGUACUACCGAGGCGCGCAGCAGUGUGGGCUGUACGGCAGCCACGUCAGGAGACCACCGAAAGACCCCAAGAAGACCCAGCCUCAUAGAAGACCGGCG
Messenger RNA from Iphiclides podalirius (scarce swallowtail), 240 nucleotides. Lineage: Eukaryota; Metazoa; Arthropoda; Insecta; Lepidoptera; Papilionidae. The record is from the annotation of a GenBank genome assembly.